UAUGCAGUUCAAUCUUUCCUGGGAAAAGGACUUCAUGGCCGAGUCUUGCAGGGUCACAGGAGGUCCGAUCGCUUUCCAGUGGCCAUAAAAGUCAUUGUGGACAGUAAAUAUCGCAUAUGCUUGCCCAAUGAGAUGAAGUCUGUUCCCUGGGAGGUAGGCAUCAUGGCAUACCUCUGCAAACCUCCAACCUGUCCAUCCAUUAUUCAACUCCUUGACUGGUACGAGAUGGAGAAAUUGCUCAUUCUUGUGCUGGAGAUGCCCGCUCCUUGCCUGGACCUGGAAAAGCUGAUAAAGUUGAAUGGUAUUCUUACGGAACCAACAGCUAAGCAUCUUUUCAGGCAGCUUGCCCAGGCCCUGCACCACUGCGAAUCCAGAGGAGUUUUUCAUCGAGACGUAAAGCCUGACAACAUCCUAGUGCAGUUUGGCACAGAGACCCUUAAGCUCAUUGACUUUGGCUGCAGCAUUCUGCAUAAGGGGAACUCCUACAUCAAGUUUGAUGGUAUGCUGCCAUUUGCACCUCCGGAGCUGAUUUCUGAGAAGAGAUACCAGGCCUCUUCAUACACGGUCUGGUGUUACGGCUGCACUCUCUAUUACUGCCUGAGCAGACGGCUGGCUCCUGGAGUUAGUGGGGAUAAUCUCAACGGCAAACUACAUCUUGCUACUCGGUUUUCCAAAGAGCUGGAAGAUUUUCUUUGCCAGUGCUUAUCUCUUUCACCUGAGAAGAGGCCCACUCUGAAGGAGAUCCUCCGACACCCCUGGUUGCUCCGCAGUUAAGCAUUCAAAACACAAAUAAAUGGAAAGCCUGGGAUUCCAAAAGCCAGAACAGCCAGUGCAGGGGCUCUGAGGCCUAGUGAGCCGGCAUGGCAGACUGGCAUGGAGCCGACGGAACGGAUGUUGAAGUGAAGCUCUGAUCACGUAGGUCAAAGUCCAAACGACGCACGGCGAAACGGUGGACUAGAUGAAGAGCCUUGUAACCUGGAGGGGGAACUUUGAACACGAAGGAUUCACACAUGGCAUUUCUACAGGAGAAUAUAACAACAGCCGCCAUCACACAAGAGACAAGCUAGUCGAGUGAUGGUCUAGAAAGAGCAACUUCUCAACAGGACAGCGUGCUCUUUUGUCUGAACUGCACAGAAAUCGAAAUCCUGCAACGGUUUUUAAACAGUAGAUGUAGUCAAACACACGAGAUAUGGCUGAGAUGGGGGCGAGGAAUCAAAUAUCCAGUGUUUUAGAAGGAAUCAAAUCUACCGAGCCAUUUCUAAGCACUCCAAAGACUCCAAAUAGUUGGUUAAGUUCUCCUGCGGAAUAAAAAUCAACUUCUGUUUGACCAGCCUGGAAGUCUUCAACAAUGGAUGCAUUUAUGAAGAAACACGGUGGGUGAGUUAUGCCCGGUGACUAACUUUGGUCUCAUACAGGGUUGGUCACUGUGUUGCUGGGAUAGUCUCCCACUUCUGUGUGCCUUAAACUGAAUGAAAGUGGCUCAGAAGAUGGAAGAAUGGAUGACCCCACCUCAUUAAGAAUUCACUUACCGGCUUGACGGUGCAUCGUUUCUUCAUGCUAGUUUUUAUUGCGAUUGGUAUAAAGAAAGUGAACGGUGGCACUUGACAAAAAGGAGAUGGAGACAGCGUUGCCUACCUGUUCGGUUUGUGGCAGCAGACUGGGUGCGCGACCAUAUUUACUUAUUUUGUUUUGUUUGCCCUCACGUCUUUAUGUCAUAAAGAGUUUAUAUGUGUGUGGCGAGUGUUUGUCCCUGCCUUUCUCUUAAUGCUGCUGGGAUUGAAUUUAGAUGUCAGACUCCCUGGCUUAAAACUGAAAGGUCAGAAAAAUAAUGGAAGGAUAAACAGAAAGUCCUGCAGAUAUGUUUUAUUACUUACAA
Messenger RNA from Polypterus senegalus (gray bichir), 1876 nucleotides. Its product is annotated as serine/threonine-protein kinase pim-3-like. The record is from RefSeq and is a predicted model, not a curated record. Gene Ontology annotation, cellular component: cytoplasm. Gene Ontology annotation, molecular function: ATP binding; protein serine/threonine kinase activity. The coding region runs from base 133 to 774 and encodes 213 amino acids. NCBI's taxonomy places the organism in Eukaryota, Metazoa, Chordata, Cladistia, Polypteriformes, Polypteridae. The transcript is spliced from 5 exons. Gene Ontology annotation, biological process: negative regulation of apoptotic process; regulation of mitotic cell cycle; protein autophosphorylation.